ACUGCGCAGUCGCAGCAAGGGUGAAAGAGUGACACGAAAGGCCCGAGGAAGGCCGGAAGUCCCCCCGGCGCCUGGGGUUGCUGCCGGUCAUUCCUUGGCCCCGCCCCUUCCCCCGGGCUGGAGGCGGGGCCUUUGGAAACCUGAUGCUUCUGGUUCUGGAGCGCUGCAGCUUGUUGCAAAAAAAAAGAGAGAGAGAAUCACGGCAUGUGUCUGCUAAGCAACGCUGAGUUCAAUGGGACUUCUUGCUCAAGGUUGCCAUGAUGUUGAUGCAAUCUAUGCCACUAGCCUUUGCUAGCUGUUUCUAUGUGCUUGUAACUUCUGCUGAUGAACAAUUUCAGGAAAUGAAAUGAGCUAGAAGAGGAGGAGGAGGAGGAGGAGGAGGAAUUAUUUCACGUGUAAAUUGGGGCUUGAGAACUCAAGUCUGCAGAAUGAAUGAAAGUGGGAAAUCUUCAGAGAAGAACAUAGAGGAGGAUGCAAAAGAUUAUAGAGACUUUCCUGAGAGCUUUAACCAGCUUGAAUUGUUGGAGACCCACCGGCACUUGAUCCCCACAGGAACACAGAGUCUUUGGUCUGGAGAUUCUGACGAUGAAGAUCAGGAAGAAAAAACCGAGGAAUGGUACCAGGCCCAAGAGAAGAAGCUGGAAAACAACCCAGAUAAGCUUCUGCUUUGGGCAGCAGAAAAAAAUAGACUCAGCACGGUGCAAAGGCUCCUGUCUCAAAACCUUGCUCCAGUCAAUGUCCAGGAUGAAGAUUUCUAUACCCCUCUCCACCGGGCUGCCUAUAACGGGCACUUGGAAGUUGUACGGGAACUGAUUGCCCAUGGCGCGGAUGUCCAUGCCUUGACGGUGGAUAGCUGGACUCCCCUGCACAGUGCCUGCAAGUGGAACAACACCAAGAUAGCAUCGUUCUUGCUCCAGCAUGGGGCAGAUAUCAAUGCUCAGACCAAUGGCUUGCUGACUCCACUUCACCUUGCCGCAGGGAACCGGGAGAGCAAGGAAACCCUCGAACUCUUGCUCAUGAAUCGCUACCUAAAGCCAAAUCUCAAGAACAACUUGGACGAGACGGCAUACGAUAUUGCCAGGAGGACUGAUAUAUAUCACUACCUGUUUGAGAUUGUCGAAAGUUGCACAAAUUCUGCGUCCGAUUCUUAGAAGUUGCAUACGUUUGAAUGUCGAAACACACACACUGCCAGUAGCCUUUGUAAGAAGUUCUCUUUGUAAUUGCACUCAAAAGUCGGUGCUUUCAGCCCCACCUCUUUGGUGUAGCUUUACUCUGUGAGAUGCUGAAAUGAGGUCUCGUUUUGUUACGAUGUCAUUAUUUUUAUACUAUAAACCACUCUACCCUUAAACUUGUGAAACAUUUCCACUUUUACUUGAAAAGCUCUGGAGGAAUCCUAAAUAUCUUGGGGCUGUUUCCCACAUUGACUACUUAACGUGGCAGAAGCACUCCCAUCCGUCAAUCUCAUAUCCCAAAGCAUGGGAAUACACAGGAGUUGGGAACCAGCAUUGUUUGAAACAUUUGGGGUGUUUUGUUUUUUCCUUUUAAAACCAUUGAGAAUUACUGAGACCUCUCUGCUGACUUACAGGGGCUGUGCAGCAUCCAGGCAGUUGUAAUGAGGUUAGCAGCUGCCCAUCAACAGAGGAAAAAUACCUUCUCAGCUAUUAAAAACUGAGCUACCCUGAAAUCAAAAAGUGCAAUGUGAUGGUCAGAUUUCAGUGUCUGGUGCAAUAUAUAAUAUACCUUGUCUGCCUACCUUCAAACCAUAACAUUUUAUGUGCUCAGAUUUUGCUUUUUAAAGGGAUAACAUGAAUGAAUGGAAAUAAUAUGCUGGGAUGACAUUACUUAUUUGAUGGCUGUGUGAGCAGGAUUUGAAUCCUCAUUCAAUCCUACUGAUGGAUUCAAUUGUUGAAAGUUACGUGGAUUCUUUGCUUACUGUUGCCCUCCAUAGAUGCUUAACAGCGAUAGAUUUUUUCAAAAGCAAACCUGGGAGCAGAAAACCUUACCUGGAAGUGGCACUAUGGAUUUCAGAACUUGGUGAUUCAUGUACUUUCUUCCUUUGUUACAUUUUCAUAUAAUGGACAGGGAUGAGCUGGAUGUCAUUCAUGAACGAGAAGUAGCCUGUUGUCACACACAGAGGUUUUAUCCAUUCCAAAGAUACUUGGGGCUGGUUCACAUAAUACUUUUAAAAUACAAGUUUGAAAAAAUUCAUGUAAACAGUAGGUGUUGUCUCUCUACGGCUACAUAUAAUCCCCCCCUAUAAAUCUUAUUGGCUUGUACCAGAUAGAAAUUGGUACAAAUAGGUUCUCAAUUUCAUGUACAGUGUCAAUGGGUAAUGUAUGAAUUGACAUACAUGUAAACACUGUGUUUGCUCCUUUUGAAUGUCUUGUGUGAAUUAGCCCUAAAUUAAAAGUCAGACCCACUGACAUUGGGUGGUAAUGUGAUGUUACCUCAUAACUCGAUUCACUGAGGCUGUUCUUGAAUAAGUGGCCUAAAGGCUACAAUCCAAAACUUGUAAGCUAAAACCCACUUAACUCUGAAAUAGACAAACAAUCAUCAGUGGUAGAUCAGCGAGGGAACUCUGGAGCAAAGUGGCUUGCGUAUUGAAGCCAACAGUCCUUAAUUUUGUAGUCCAAAGACCCAGUUCUGAUUACUACUUACAAACUUGAACUUCUUGACUAAAUGUGACACUGUGUGCAGCACUCCAAUGUGGUCUAUAAACUACUUGAAUUGACCAGAAAAUUACUAGUAUGUUAUCCUGUUCAUUUAUCAGCAGACUUUGCUCCAUAUAAUUACAUAGUCCCUGCUAAAAUCAGUAAAAUAAUUUCCCUAACUUACUAGAAAGUAAGCCUCAUUGUAAUUGUAAUAGGCAGGUUUAGUUUUCUGAACUGAUUACCAGUGCUUAGCAUUAGGCUACACAUUCUGCUCUUCUAACGGCACCUCUAAAUAAAUGUUUCAAGAUUUGACAUCCAAGCCAUUUUAAGUUAGUAGUAUGCUAAUUAAAGUGGCUAGCAGAUCACCAUCUUAAGGUUGCACUACAAUUUUAGACUGCUUGGGAACCAGUUUAAAUGUGACAAUUUCUCCCAAAAGAACACCAUGACUUGUAGUUUUGUCAGUGCUGAGGCUUCACUGGAAAAUGAUUGCCAGUUUUAUCUCAAACUGCAAUUGCCAUUCUGUGGUUGGGAGCUGUGACUAAUAAGCAGGUCUGAAACCAUUUUAAAGGUGUAGUGUAGAAAAAGGAAUUUUGUAGUACGUCUUUAAGUAGUGCAAAAUUGCGAAGAUCUACUGUAACUGAAAGCUGUAAAGCACUAGUAUGUUGUAACAGAGAGAACUGGAGUAUUUAUUAUUGUAUGAAACGACAAAUACAGAUGAUAUCAAAGUUCACUUUAAAUAUUUUUUUAUUUUUUGUGAGGUACUUGUUAAUGUUUGAAAACCGCAUGAAAAGUGAAAUGGAAUGUAACUGAACUUAAUACAGGUAACACUUGAAAUACAGUAUACUGUAAUUCUGCUGUGAGUCUUAUUUAAAAAUAAAAUAUUUAGCACAGUGAAACGUGA
Messenger RNA from Podarcis muralis (Common wall lizard), 3552 nucleotides. It is a transcript of the gene ANKRD49, whose product is annotated as ankyrin repeat domain 49. NCBI's taxonomy places the organism in Eukaryota, Metazoa, Chordata, Lepidosauria, Squamata, Lacertidae. The record is from RefSeq and is a predicted model, not a curated record. Gene Ontology annotation, molecular function: protein binding.